AUGCGGACCUUGGCCGAGCUCAAGUCGGCUUCAGUCGUUCAGCCCGACAACAGAUAUGGCAUCAAGUCUUAUCUCGCACAGGCUCGCAAGCUCUCCGACGAGGCAGAGGCGCUCGAGCACAAGGGUGACGCCGAGUCUGCCUACUUGGCACUUAGACGAUGGGCUGGCGUCAUGAGUGUCAUCAACCAGCACCCCGAGCAUCCCACUAUGCGCAAGCUCAAAGGUCCAGAGUACAUGCUCUUCAUGGAUCUCUCCCAGCGAGUGCAUUCAGCCGGCCAAAAGAUGAACACUCUCGCGCGGGCACUUCAGGCAAGAGACGAGGAAGCAAGAGCCAGCACGAGCAGUCCGCAUGAUUUGCCAUCGUUGGCGCAUUCGAACGGCACAACCUCUAUCGCCUCGUCCGCAUUACACGACUUCACGCCGCCUUUGACGCCCUCGAAGCGUGCAGCACAACCGGCCUCACCAGCCGGGUCUGCCGCCGAGUCUGCACCUCCGAGUACGAUCCGAGAGCGCCUACUUGCUCUACGAAACGCGGGACUCGACACAGGCGCGCAGCCGCAAGAAGGCCUGGCAGGCGCUCAUCACACGCGGCCGGGCGCUGCCAGGCAAACGACGCACGUAGCUUCGUCCCGGCCAGCACCUCCGCCACAUCUGCCACUCGGCGCAACGUCGCCAGUGAGCGAGAGACAGCAGGCCACCAAGCCGAUAGCUUUGCGAGCAGACGUUAAUGGCCAUCCAGGCACUGCAGCUCCCUCGCCGUUCAGAUCAGCCCCAGAGCUUCAGCAUGACGAAAGACCAGGAUCUGCGCCAGCGCAGCUGGAUUCUGAGCAUGACAAGCAGCCAGAGCCUGCCCCGUCUCCGACCGGGCACAUUCGACCGCAGCUAGAGUCGGACAAUUCGUAUACCCGGCUUGCAGCACUGCCCACGCCGAGCUACCAAGACUUUGAAAGCCACUUCCCAGCCGUUGAGAAAUUGUCAGAUCUGCCAGGAGUCCCACCCAGCAAGCCAGGCGCAUCGACUGUGCUAGGCCGACCUCCGACGCCGCCUGAUUUCAGCAGGCCUGUUGAGCCCAGUCGGCGCCUACUGCCUGUAAGCGAGCACGCGUAUGCGCCAGACAGCCUGGCAUUAGGAAGCUCUCGUCCGCCGCCUGCCUCAAGUCAGUCACCUCUUCAAUCGAUCGCGUCCAAAACGCACCCAACUGUUCCAAGCAUUGCUUUGCCUCGGGCAAACUCAAUCCUGCCGGCCCACCUAUGGCAGUACCUGGAGCCGACGCUCAAAACAAACGAGGCAACCACAGAUAGCUCCCUUUCUAUAUUACUGCUCGAUCUGCGGACCCGUCCAGAGUUCGAGGCGCGUAGGAUCGCGGGCAAGACGGUCUGCCUGGAGCCGGUCACGUUGCGCAACGAAAUCUCCUCACAAAGAUUAGAGUCCUCGCUCGUGCUAUCACCGGAGAUCGAGCGGGAUGCAUUCGCGAAGAGACACACUUUCGACCUAAUCAUCUUUUACGACCGUUCUUCUAGCAAGCUACCCGUCACACCGCCUGUGUCUGCAAGUACAUCGAUCGAUGACCCAGCCAGGAUCCUGUACAAUCUAUUGACAGCAGUCUACGAGCGCGAGUUUGCUCAUCCGCUGAAAAGGUCGCCUAUGCUACUCAUCGGUGGAUGGGAUGCUUGGCAGAGAGAGAUUGGCGAUCGAGGCACGGUUGGCGAGAAGCUUAACGAGCCUAGCAGACCCGCUCGGCCAGCACUUGGCAAUAUAGACAUCAACGCAGGCCGUCAACGUUCUGAAAGCCAGCCAUCUGCAAGGCUACCCGAAAGUGCAUACUUGCUGGGACCGGCGCCGACGGCAUCCGACGAAGCUGCUGUGAGCAUCAAUGGACGCGAGGCUGCGCUCUACAAGCAAGGCAAUUCUUCCGCGCGGUCCUCUGACAGCUCUUUUCAAGAUCUGGGCUACUUCAAGUCGCACGACGUCUCGAGCGGCUCCCUGUACGGUCAUCCGUCUGCGUCAUCGCCGAUUGCCAUCCCAGCUCUUGCUGCACAGCGUCAGGUUGUAGCACCAGCAUUUGAUGCUUUUGCUACGCCUACCUCGGCGUUACUUGACCAGUCAAGGCAGCCACGGGAGCUGAUCUAUGAUCGCCGGCCUAUAGACUAUCCUCAGAUCAACCGAACGGCUCUCAGCAUGCCGCAGCGACCACCGCUUGCUGCGAUCUCUUACAACGAGCCCAUGCGGCCGCAGCCAUCGCGCUCGAACACUGCGAGGACAUUUUCGUCCUUCAAUCAGAGUUCGUCCCAACUUUCUCCCAUCACGCCAGGUUGGACCGAUCGAGCGAUGAAUUCGAACUUUGGCGACGGGACAGUCGGCUUGACCGGCCUCAAGAAUAUGGGCAACACUUGCUACAUGAAUAGCACAAUACAGUGUUUGAGCGCUACGAUACCUCUCGCGCGCUUUUUCAAGGAUGGCAGCUACAGGCGCGCGAUCAACAGACAGAAUCCCAUGGGUACUCAAGGCGUCCUCGCCGACGCUGUCGGUGAGCUCAUCAAAGUUCUUUGGACCGAGACAUACAAUUUUGUUGCCCCGGUCUCCUUCAGGGAUGCCAUCUGUCGAUUCGCGCCACAAUUUCGCGGCACUGAUCAACACGACUCGCAAGAGUUCUUGGCGUUCUUGCUCGAUGGGCUGCAUGAGGAUCUCAAUUUUGUCGUGAAGAAACCGCGACCUGUCGAGAUGACGCCAGAGCGAGAGGCAGCGCUUGAAUCGCUGCCCACGCAGGUGGCUUCGGAGAAAGAGUGGCAAAUCUAUACUCGUCGAAACAACAGCGUUAUUGUCAACUGGUUCCAAGGACAGUACCGUAACAGGUUGCAGUGCCUCACUUGCGGCAAGACAUCGACGACCUACGACACCUUUAUGUAUCUGUCACUACCGUUGCCAAAUAAGUCGCGGUCAGAGGUCAGCCUACAGCAGUGCCUGGACGCAUUCGUCAAGGAGGAAGUGCUCGAGAAGAGCGAGGCAUGGAAUUGCCCUCGCUGCAAGACGCGAAGGAAGGCGACAAAGCGGCUAACACUAUCGCGCUUGCCUCCGAUCCUGCUGAUUCACUUCAAGCGGUUCUCAUUCAAGGGACCGUUCUCCGAGAGACUCGACACCGUUGUGCGAUACCCGCUCAGCAGUCUCGAUCUAACAAACUAUCUGCCCCCACCGCUACCGCCCGCAACUGCGAAUCUGUACAACGUGAAGCCAGAGACAGUCGGUCCGACUGCGAGCUCGAGCAGCUACCGAUACGACCUCUAUGCAGUCAGCAAUCAUUUUGGCAGCUUAAGCUCUGGCCACUACACUGCCUUUGUCAAGAACAACCGUGGCUGGUGGUCCAUUGGUGAUUCACGCGUCAGCAAGGCGAGUGAUUCAGAUGUCCAGCACGCCGGUAAGAGCGUCUAUAUCCUCUGCACUGUCACGCGAGGGAGUGCUGUCUUUUGGACCAGCUUGGUCACUCUUGAGGCGAUCUGUGCGAAUACACAGGCUGCGAAGAGCCGCGCCGAUCCUUGCCAUUCGCACGCUGCAGACUACUGCGAUAUGAGCGUUGCGUGCGCGCUUGCGUACGUCGAUGGACAUGCCGUCCAAGGCUGUCGCAGACCUUUGCGAGACCGAGGCUGA
Mixia osmundae IAM 14324 is the source of this 3642-nucleotide messenger RNA. RefSeq lists its product as uncharacterized. Gene Ontology annotation, biological process: protein deubiquitination. Gene Ontology annotation, molecular function: cysteine-type deubiquitinase activity. NCBI's taxonomy places the organism in Eukaryota, Fungi, Basidiomycota, Mixiomycetes, Mixiales, Mixiaceae. The coding region runs from base 1 to 3642 and encodes 1213 amino acids. The transcript is spliced from 7 exons. The record is from RefSeq and is a predicted model, not a curated record.